Messenger RNA from Trichechus manatus latirostris (Florida manatee), 2225 nucleotides. It is a transcript of the gene NDC80, whose product is annotated as NDC80 kinetochore complex component. Gene Ontology annotation, biological process: attachment of mitotic spindle microtubules to kinetochore. Gene Ontology annotation, cellular component: Ndc80 complex. NCBI's taxonomy places the organism in Eukaryota, Metazoa, Chordata, Mammalia, Sirenia, Trichechidae. The transcript has 16 exons. The record is from RefSeq and is a predicted model, not a curated record. Bases 80 to 1918 code for a protein of 612 amino acids.
UGGCGUUUCUGCGGGAGUCUUACGGUUCGGAAAUUCGGCCCCUUGGUCUUGUCAGGAAGCUGGAAGUAAGGUCAUAAGCAUGAAGCGCAGUUCAGUUUCCACUGGUGGUGCUGGCCGCCUCUCUGUGCAAGAGUUAAGAUUGCAGGACCUCAAUAAACAAGGCCUCUAUACCCCUCAAAGCAAAGAGAAAUCAGCCUUUGGAAAGCUGAGUAUAAACAAACCCACAUCAUCUACAUCUGAAAGAAAAGUCUCUGUGUUUGGUAAAAGAACUAGUGGAACUGGAUCCCGGAACAGUCAGUUUGGCAUAUUUUCCAGUUCUGAAAAAAUCAAGGACCCAAGACCACUUAAUGACAAAGCAUUCAUUCAGCAGUGUAUUCGACAACUUUGUGAGUUUCUUACAGAAAAUGGUUAUGCUUAUAGUAUAUCCAUGAAAUCUCUACAAGCUCCAUCUGUUAAAGACUUCCUAAAGAUCUUCACUUUUCUAUAUGGCUUCCUGUGCCCUUCAUAUGAACUUCCUGAUACAAAGUUUGAAGAAGAGGUUCCAAGAAUCUUUAAGGAUCUUGGGUUUUUAUACACUGCCAUGAAAGAAAGCUCACCUUCAUUUGAUGAUGGACAGCCUUGGGGAGAAGAAACUGAAGAUGGAAUUAUGCAUAAUAAGUUAUUUUUGGACUACACCAUAAAAUGCUAUGAGAGUUUUAUGACUGGUGCAGACAGCUUUGAAGAGAUGAACACAGAGCUGCAGUCAAGGCUUAAGGAUUUAUUUAAUGUAGAUGCUUCCAAGCUGGAAUCAUUAGCAGCAAAAAACAAAGCAUUGAAUGAGCAGAUUGCAAGAUUGGAGCGAGAGAGAGAAAAAGAACCGAAUCGUUUAGAGUCAUUGAGAAAGCUGAAAGCUUCCUUGCAAGCAGAUGUUCAAAAGUAUCAGGCAUACAUGAGCAAUCUGGAGUCUCAUUCAGCCAUUCUUGACCAGAAAUUGAAUGGUCUUGAUGAAGAUAUUGCUAGAAUAGAAGUAGAAUGUGAAACAGUAAAACAGGAGAAUACUCGGCUACAGAAUAUUGUGGAUAACCAGAAGUACUCAGUUGCAGACAUUGAGAGAAUAAAUCAUGAAAGAAAUGAAUUGCAGCAAACCAUUAAUAAAUUAACCAAGGACCUGCAGGCUGAACAACAGCAGUUGUGGAAUGAAGAGCUAAAAUAUGCCAGAGGCAAAGAGACGAUUGAAGCACAGUUAGCAGAAUAUCAUAAGUUGGCUAGAAAAUUAAAACUCAUCCCUAAGGGUGCUGAGAAUUCCAAAGGUUAUGACUUUGAAAUUAAGUUUAACCCUGAGGCUGGUGCCAACUGCCUUGUCAAAUACAAGGCUCAAGUUUAUGCACCACUCAAGGAACUCCUGAACCAAACUGAAGAAGAAAUUAAUAAAGUUCUAAAUAAAAAAAUGGGUUUAGAGGAUACCUUAGAACAAUUGAAUAUAAUGGUAACAGAAAGCAAGCGAAGUGUGAGAACUCUGAAAGAAGAAGUUCAAAAGCUGGAUGACCUUUAUCAACACAAAGUUAAGGAAGCUGAGGAAGAGGACAAAAAAUGUGCCAAUGAGCUUGAGUCCUUGGAGAAACACAAGCACCUACUGGAGAGUGGGGUUAAUGAAGGCCUCAGUGAAGCAAUGAAUGAAUUAGAUGCUAUUCAGCGGGAAUACCAGUUAGUUGCGCAGACCACAAGUGAAGAAAGACGAAAAGUGGGAAAUAACUUGCAGCGUCUUUUAGAAAUGGUUGCUACACAUGUAGGGUCUGUGGAGAAACAUCUUGAGGAGCAGCUUGCUAAAGUUGAUAGAGAGUAUGAAGAAUACAUGUCUGAAGAUCUCUUAGAAAAUAUCAGAGAGAUUACAGACAAGUAUAAGAAGAAAGCUGCUCUACUAAAGCCUUCUGAUGAAUGAAGAAAUGAUUAUCUAAGCAAGAGCUUUAUUAAACAGUGUAAAUUUUGAUAUGCUCUCUCUAAGCUUGAAAAUCUCUCUAAUAUAUCCUAUACCCCUCCUUACAAAGAAGUCUCAUGAUCAUAUCUCCCCAAGCCUAUGGAAUAUUUUUGUAUCUUUUAUAAAUCUAGUUCAUUAAUGUAAAAUAUGUAUAACUUGAAAAUGAUAGUAAACUGUUGCAUUGUUAACCUUUAUAUGUGAAAGACCAGUUACAUGUGUACUUAGAGUUAAUAAAAUUGAAUCAACAGUGUUUUUCCCUCAUUUUUCUUCA